AUGGGGGGCUUCGGCCACUGCAAGGCCCUGCCCCGCCGGGACCUCUGGGGGCCCCCGCCGCCCGGCUCAGAGGGCGAGUCCACGCUGCGGCUGGGCGGGCCGGGGCCCGGGACCGAGCCCGCCCCGUGCUGCUGGGCAAGGACUCCGGGCGCGGGGAGGGAGGAUGGGGCGCCCUGGCUGCACCCGCGCUGUCUGCCCACCUCGCGACCUCGCGGGUGCGGGUACGCAGCCUCACCGCGGGGAAGCCGCAGCCUGAGCGACGUGGCCGGGAGGGCCCCGGACCGCGCUAGAAAGCACCCGCCACGCUUCAGGCGCCUGGAAGGUGCCUGGGGGGAGGCCGGGACCAAGCGCAGCCGCGGCUGGCAGCAGGAGUCCCCGCCGCAGCCCUGCGCGCACUCCCCGCUGGCCCAGGGAGACUCGCCUCCGCCUUACCACGGGAGAGCGUGCACUGCCCCGAGCGGAGCUGGCGGACUGGAAAAGGCACAGAGUGGGGGCCAGUGGGCAGCGCCGGUCUGCAGACAUCUGGGUCGCUGGUCUUCUUCCUCAGUUCCCACGGAGAAGUCUUCUGUGCUCUCCCAAAAGUUCAGGACGCGGUCCGCCUGCGUGUGCGCCCGGCGGAGAGACAGCAGCGACCUGGCCGCGUCGGUAGCCAGUCCUCACUCCCAGCCCUCGGUCUCCAGCAGAGAGAUGCAGAGCCAGCACGCCCAGACCCUCAAGAACAAGCUGGAAGAGGCGGUGAUGUCCUCCACGGACCAGAAGAUCGUGGCCCUGGUGCUGGCCCGCCUCGAAAAGUCCCAGAGGAUGCGGGAGCUGCAGCAGCAGGCGGCUGAGGCCUGGGAGGAGCUGAAGCGCUCGGACCAGCAGGUCCACGUGACCCUGGAGAGGGAGCGCAGGCUGCUGCUGCUGCACAGCCAGGAGCAGUGGCGGCGGGAGAAGGACCAGCGUAAGACCCGCCCGUGCCGCGAGAAGCGUGGCCGGCGGCGGGACAGCCAGGUGAAGGACACGGUCCAGGAGGAGAGCUGGUGGAGGGCGGAAUUGGAGGACCGGGCGAAUCAGCGCCAGGAGAGGCUGGAGAAGGUGCGCGCCCAGGCUGAGCACCGCAAGCAGUGCCAGAGGCAGCGGCUGCUGGAGCAGGAGAGGACGCUGCGGAGCCUGCAGGAGCAGCACAGCCUGCACCUGCAGGAGAAGCUGGAGGAGGCCUGUCACAAGAGGCACCUGCGCGCCAUGGAGUGCCAGAAGAAGGUCCAGGAGACCAACCUGAGCUCCCUCGUCAAUUACCAGGCGCGGAAGGUCCUCAUGGACUGCCAGGCCAAGGCCGAGGAGCUCCUUAGGAAGCUGUCGCUGGAGCAGAGGUUCCAGCGGUUCCAAGAGAUCCACCAGGGCCUGAUUGAGGAGCGGCACCGAGAGCUAAGGGACAAGGCCCAGAAGGAGGAAGAGCAGCUCCAGCAGGUCAUGUGGCGCGCGGGAGAGUCCGAGGAGCAGAGGAAGGCCCACAAGAGGAUACUGGUGGAGUUGGCAGAUCAGAAGAUCCGGCAGGCCAGGAGUCACGUGCACCAGACCACCAGGGACAAAGUGCAGCACCUCCAGGAGCUCAGUGUCCUGCGGGAGAAGAACCACCACGUCCUGAAGCUGAACGCCGAGAAGGAGGAAAAGUGCCACAUCGAGGGCAUCAAGGAAGCCAUUAAGAAAAAGGGGCAGAGGGUGCGGCGGAGCUCCCAAGGGAAAGACCCGGCCUUGGAGGAGUUCCAGAACAUCCCCCGGGCCUCCAGGAGAGACACCAGAGCGCUUCCCAACAGCUGCUUUGAUCAGCUGGCGCUGGAGGCCCAGCUGUGCGCCCGCCAGCCGCAAGGGAGCCACGGAGAACCCGGGACGCGUGGCUCACAACCCGGCAGCCGGAAAGAGGUGGCAAUGGGAUUCGUUUUAUAA
This is a messenger RNA of Propithecus coquereli (Coquerel's sifaka), 1926 nucleotides long. It is a transcript of the gene CCDC185, whose product is annotated as coiled-coil domain containing 185. The transcript has a single exon. NCBI's taxonomy places the organism in Eukaryota, Metazoa, Chordata, Mammalia, Primates, Indriidae. The record is from RefSeq and is a predicted model, not a curated record. Bases 1 to 1926 code for a protein of 641 amino acids.